AUGGCAUCUUUCAGGUUUCAAAUCUAUAUCUUGGCUUUAUGUGCAGGCCUUGUUAUUCAAAGCAGCUGCCAUGGCCAUUCUGGGCUUCAGAAAAAACAUGUAGCCCUGUUCAUCUUUGGUGAUUCACUCUAUGAUCCUGGAAAUAAUAACUACAUAAAUACCACAAAAGAUUUCCAGGCAAAUUGGUUGCCAUAUGGUGAAACAUUCUUCAGGUACCCAACUGGUAGAUUUUCUGAUGGGCGUUUAAUCCCAGAUUUCAUUGGUAAGAACCAUCUUGCAAUUUUCUUUCCAUAUGGAGAAACCUUCUUCAGUUACCCAACUGGUAGAUUCUCCGAUGGCCGUCUAAUCCCAGAUUUCAUUGCUGAGUAUGCAAAGUUGCCAUAUUCACCACCAUUUUUGCAGCCUGGGUUGAACAAUUAUACUUAUGGGGUGAACUUUGCAUCUGCUGGAGCUGGUUCUAUAGCUGAAACUCAUCAAGGAUAU
Molecule: messenger RNA, 483 nt
Organism: Prunus avium (sweet cherry)
Lineage: Eukaryota; Viridiplantae; Streptophyta; Magnoliopsida; Rosales; Rosaceae
Source: RefSeq, a predicted model, not a curated record